This is a messenger RNA of Mytilinidion resinicola, 1370 nucleotides long. RefSeq lists its product as uncharacterized. NCBI's taxonomy places the organism in Eukaryota, Fungi, Ascomycota, Dothideomycetes, Mytilinidiales, Mytilinidiaceae. Gene Ontology annotation, cellular component: anaphase-promoting complex. Gene Ontology annotation, biological process: anaphase-promoting complex-dependent catabolic process. The transcript is spliced from 2 exons. The coding region runs from base 15 to 1001 and encodes 328 amino acids. The record is from RefSeq and is a predicted model, not a curated record.
AUCCACAAUCCACAAUGCUCUCCCUCCCCCUCAUAACACCCCGCGAUGACUCCACCCUCUGGCCCUCCCACCCCUCUUCGCGCCUCCCCUCCCUCGACAACCCCCUCCCAGCAUCGACAGACGCAAACAACGCGCCCCUACCGCACCACCAGCAACACCGCCGCCCGCACUCGCACCACACCCAUGCCGGUUCGACGCGGAGCACCCUCGCCUCCUUAGCCGCGGAUGAGAACUCGAUUCUGCAGCGCAAGCAAAAUGUGAGACGCUUCGGCGCGGGCUGGAUCCGUCCCCCCGGCGUGCCGAAGACGUACCAGGCGACUAUGGACGAGGCGGCCGAGCGCGAGGAGCAGGAGAUACUCGCGCGGCGGGAGCAGGCGCUCGCCGACAUGGCUGCGCUGCAAGAAGCGGAGGAGCUGGCGGCGCAGCGGGAGGCGGGCGAAGAAGAGGGAGAAGAAGAAGGAGAGGAGGAGCGGGAUUUGGACGACGAAGUGCCUGAGGCGGAGGCGGAGGAUAGCGAUGAGGUACAGAGCACGAGCGAGCUUGGGAGCGAGGAUGGGCUUGAGCAGACGGAGGCGGAGAUGACGUUUAACGAGGACUCGUUUAUUGAGGGGAGUAUGGUGCAGGCGGAUGUUGAGCAGAUGCUGGAGUUGGAGGAGGCAGACAUGGCGGGCGUGUUGCAGGAUGAGCGGGAUUUGGAUGAUGAUGUGCCUGAGGCGGGCAGCUAUCAGCAUACGGAUACGGAGCUGGAGGAUGAGAGCUCGGAGAUGGAGGAGAUGAGCUUUGAGCUAAGGAGGGAUGGCGUCAAUAGGCCACCGAGGGGGAGUAGGAUGGCGGCGAGGGGGGGAGCUGCUGCGAGGACGAGUAUGUUUAGUGAAGAUGGGAGCUCCAUGAUGGGCGGGAGCUCGUUUGUGGGCAGCUCUCCUGCUGCGGCGAGGGGGCCUGGGCUGGGAAAUGCGUUUAGGAAUCGGCUGAUGAGGCCGCCUGCGCCGAGAGGAGGUUGAAGGUAUGGGCAAGUUGGGUAACAUAGAACAGCCUCUGAAGACAGCAUCUAGGUAGGUUGUUGAGCAUGGAUAUGCGAGUCAUCUCCAGCGCCGAGUCAAGAAGCGACACGUUCUUGAGUUAGAUAGAGGUGCUAGUAACCUUUCGACGAUGAAAGCAUCCGCGGCGUAUCGCUAACAGUAGGUAGUGUGUGGUACUAUAUCAUGCUCAGGUAGAGUCUACUACAAGCACGCCUUCUCGUACUAAGUCCUCUCUCUUCAAUCUUGGUUCUUCUUUCUUCUGAAGGAAUUAAGCCGCUUUUUCAGCUCGGCUCGAUGUCCAUUCGUUAUAAAAACAGGAGUACCAGACAGAGAAGACUCGUUAUUUUCUAU